AAACAAACCGUUUCCAAACUCCCCCACCAGCCCCCAGUCAGUCAGUCCCUUCUCAUUUCCAAGUCUCAAACAGUCUCGCAGCUACGCCACCACCUCCUCUCUCUUUCUCUCUGUCAUGGCAAUCACCAAUAUCUCCAACUUCUUUCUCCCCUCUCCAUCUCAUUCCUACCACCACCACUACCGCGCUUCACCUCAAACCUUCACUGUCAUCACCCGACGCUUUGUCACUACCCCCCCUGCCACUUCCAACCUCUUCAACCCCUCCCUAACUUUCACCACCCGUCCCAGACCCACCAUCAUCUACUCCACCGGAAAUGGAGGAGGCGGUGCAGGAGGAGGAGGAGGUGGUGGUGGUGGUGGUGGUGGUGGUGGGGAUAGUGAUGGUGAUGAUGACGCGGAAGACCGGGAGAGGAACAGAGAAGAGGCGGUAAUGGCCUUGGGAGAGGCGGGGAGGUCAGUGGAGAGCGUGGACAAGGACUUGAGGGCGGCGAUUGAGGCCGGGAGGGUGCCGGGGUCGAUUGUGAGGAGGUACUUUGAGCUGGAGAGGUCGGCGCUAUUCCGCUGGUUGCUUCAGUUCGGUGGGUUCAAGGAGCGGUUGCUUGCCGAUGAUCUUUUCUUGGCCAAGGUUGCCAUGGAAUGUGGCGUUGGGAUCUUCACCAAGACUGCGGCAGAAUUGGAGCGGCGUAGAGAAAAGUUCACCAAGGAACUGGAUUUUGUCUUUGCCGAUGUGGUAAUGGCCAUUAUAGCAGAUUUUAUGCUUGUCUGGCUUCCAGCACCUACUGUUUCUCUCCGGCCACCUCUUGCAGUUAGUGCUGGACCUAUUGCUAAGUUCUUCUAUGGCUGUCCCGAUAAUGCAUUUCAGGUGGCUUUGGCUGGAACAUCUUAUUCACUUUUGCAAAGAAUAGGUGCAAUAAUGCGUAAUGGAGCCAAACUAUUUGCAGUUGGGACCGGUGCAUCUCUGGUUGGUACAGGUAUAACAAAUGUAUUGAUCAAUGCCCGAAAGGCUGUUGAUAAAUCUUUCGCUGGCGAAGCAGAGGAUGUACCUGUAUUAUCAACCAGUGUUGCAUAUGGUGUUUAUAUGGCUGUUUCUAGCAACCUAAGGUACCAAGUACUUGCGGGAAUAAUUGAACAACGAAUCCUAGAACCCUUGCUACACCAGCACAAGAUUAUACUAAGUGCUAUUUGCUUUGCUGUUCGAACUGGCAACACAUUCUUAGGGUCAUUAAUGUGGGUGGAUUAUGCACGCUGGACUGGAAUACAAAAGAUAAGGGAGUAGAGCAUUGGCUGGAAAAACUAAGUUAUAUCAUUGUUGCAAGUAAAAUUUACAUUAGAAUAAGAUAUAACUUCUAUAUGUGGAUUUGCAUGGGAUGAUAGGGGAUCGAUUUGGGUGCUUUGGUUUUGCAUACCCCGUGGUAGAACUCUGGCCGUAAAUUUAUUGUAAUUAAUAAUGUUAUAGGCCCUAAAACCUCCUUAUAUUCCAGAAUGUCACUGUCGCUAGCACAGCAAAAACAUGCUGAUGCAGAAUUGUAAACAGAGCUGCCCUCACCAGGGGUUUGAUAUUUGUUAGAUUUGUGGUGUUUGAAGAAUGCAAUGAAUGUUUGCUUUGGUGAGCUGA
Molecule: messenger RNA, 1615 nt
Organism: Juglans regia (Persian walnut)
Lineage: Eukaryota; Viridiplantae; Streptophyta; Magnoliopsida; Fagales; Juglandaceae
Product: protein RETICULATA-RELATED 4, chloroplastic-like
Exons: 8
Coding region: 116-1276 (386 amino acids)
Source: RefSeq, a predicted model, not a curated record